UCAGGUUCACGCGAUAGCAAUUUGUACGCGCUUUGUUUCCUGGCAACAACAUCAUGUACAAAAAAGUGAUGGCGGAAUAAACAGGAAAGAAAGUGACGUGAACAGACUCGAGAAAAGGGGACUAAAACAGAGUCUAAGGAAACCAAAAAAGGAAACUUAUCAAGAUGGGUUUUCCAAUAAUGUUUCUAAAGCAUUAUUGGUUUACUGUCCUUGCCAUUUUGACAUUAACAGUUGGUUAUCUUGACAUUAUUGGCGCGGAACAAAACUAUGGUCAGCCAGCUGAAGAGGGAAGUAUCCGACUGAUUCAUGGUAGAACAGAGAACGAAGGAUCAGUUGAGAUCUACCAUGGAACACGAUGGGGCGGUGUCUGUGACUGGUGGUGGCAUAUGAGGAACGCCAAUGUUACGUGCAGACAACUUGGCUUCCCAGGGGCUAGAAAUUUCUAUCGGAGGGCAUAUUUUGGUGCUCAUGUAACAACUUUUUGGGUGUAUAAGAUGAACUGUAUGGGGAAUGAAACAAGAUUAGAGAACUGCUACCAUCGACCCUACGGACGUCCCUGGCUCUGUAAUUCGCAAUGGGCUGCUGGGGUAGAAUGUAUACCUAAAGAUCCGCCUCAGGGAUCACUGCGACUGAUUCUUGGUGGAGUCCCAAAUGAAGGUACACUGGAAACAUUCUGGGAUGGAUCCUGGGGCAGUGUGUGUCAUACAGACUUCGGGACACCAGAUGGAAACGUUGCAUGUAGACAGAUGGGUUACCCCAAAGGAGUUAAAACAAUCAAGACAGAUGGUCAUUUUGGAUUCAGUACUGGGCCGAUCAUUCUAGAUGCGGUGGAUUGUGAUGGCAGUGAGACACACAUCACGCAAUGCAACAUGCCUGUAGAACCCUUUCAACAUGCCUGCCCCUACACUCACAAUUGGGACGUUGGCGUUAUAUGCAAACCUAACACAGAAGGGGACAUUCGUCUUAUGGAUGGUAGCGGGCCUCAUGAAGGUCGAGUAGAGAUAUGGCAUAACGAUGCUUGGGGUACAAUAUGUGAUGAUGGUUGGGAUUGGCAAGAUGCUAAUGUAGUAUGCCGUCAACUCGGUUACAGAGGAGCCAUUAAAGCUUCCGGAUUCCAAGGGGAAGACUUUGGUUUUACGUGGGCACCUAUACAUACAUCUUUCAUCACGUGUACGGGUACAGAGGAACGCAUCCUUGAUUGUCUCUUCCGAGAUGGCUGGUCUCACGCUUGUUAUCAUGUUGAAGAUGCCGGAGUAGUAUGUGCAACCGAUGAUGAAGCCACCAUUGAGGUUGAAGCAGAGAAUACAAGAGUACGCAUCGUCGGAAUGGGACAAGGACAAGGAAGAGUUGAAGUGAGUUUUGGCAAUGGAUGGGGACGAGUUUGUGACGAAGACUGGAGUGACGAUGAAGCCAAGACUGUUUGCUAUCAUGCUGGAUACUUGUGGGAUGGCUCACGCAUGGCAUCAUCCAAAGAGUUUUCAGCACCCGCUGAUCUUACUGCGCCAUUUAUUAUCGAUGGUAUAACCUGCACCGGUGCCGAGAAUGAAACCCUGAGCGAAUGUCAGAUCAAAGUUUCGGCAGAUUUGACUUGCGAAACUGGUGACGUCGGAGUCGUUUGUGGAGGUUCGUCAGCGCCGUCUGGCGGUAUAUCAAUGGCAGUGAUCGGAGGAGCGGUGGGAGGUGGGGUUGCUGGAGCAGCUGUGAUUGCAGUUGCUAUCUACUACAUAAAGUUUGUCAAAUCUGCAGCAUAAAUAAGGAAUCUCUUGAUGUCCAUAUUUAUUUUUUGUGCUC
This is a messenger RNA of Lytechinus variegatus (green sea urchin), 1791 nucleotides long. Its product is annotated as egg peptide speract receptor-like. Gene Ontology annotation, cellular component: membrane. The transcript is spliced from 10 exons. Lineage: Eukaryota; Metazoa; Echinodermata; Echinoidea; Temnopleuroida; Toxopneustidae. Bases 165 to 1751 code for a protein of 528 amino acids. The record is from RefSeq and is a predicted model, not a curated record.